Messenger RNA from Annulohypoxylon truncatum, 1193 nucleotides. Its product is annotated as 60s acidic ribosomal protein-domain-containing protein. Bases 311 to 646 code for a protein of 111 amino acids. Gene Ontology annotation, cellular component: ribosome; cytosolic large ribosomal subunit. Lineage: Eukaryota; Fungi; Ascomycota; Sordariomycetes; Xylariales; Hypoxylaceae. The transcript has 4 exons. Gene Ontology annotation, biological process: cytoplasmic translational elongation; translation. Gene Ontology annotation, molecular function: structural constituent of ribosome. The record is from RefSeq and is a predicted model, not a curated record.
UGGGGUAAACGUAACGCUUUUGAUUGGUAAAAUCAACGAUACUGGGUCCUUUAGAUCCAUCCAUCCAAGGCGACCCUAAUCAGGUGAUAGGCGAGGAUCCACUCUCAAACUUCUGCCCACAGUCAAUUCUAGCCGCACCGAAAUCUAAAGCAACUGGGACUUUUUUCUGGCCGAAAAGUCACAACUCUCCAACUUCCAACCUCGUCACACCGAACUUCCCACAGAACUCGAAGUCUCAGUCUCCGCCCCAAAUCGCGGUUAAAUCGAUUGAUUACUCGUGUUCUUCACAUAUCUCAACAAAUCAACAAAAAUGAAGCACCUCGCAGCUUACCUUCUUCUCGGCCUCGCCGGCAACUCCUCUCCCUCCGCUUCCGACAUCAAGGAGGUCCUCGACUCCGUCGGUAUUGAGGCUGACGAUGAGCGUCUCGAGACCCUCAUCUCUGAGCUCAAGGAUAAGGACAUCAACGAGUUGAUCACUGAGGGCUCUAGCAAGCUUGCCUCCGUUCCCUCUGGCGGCGCUGGUGGCGCUGCUGCUGGUGGCGGUGCCGCUGCCGGUGGUGCUGCCGCCGCUGAGGAGAAGGCUGAGGAGAAAGAAGAGGAGAAGGAAGAGUCCGACGAGGACAUGGGCUUCGGUCUCUUCGACUAAGCAGAUUUCGUACGUGUUCAAGACAACGAAGUCAUGGGUUUCUGGUGGAGUGGCACAAAAAUGGGCUGUGGCGGUCUUGCAUGGUAUUCGGCGCGGAAUGGUCUGCGUUUGAUCAACUAGGGUAUCUAGAGACGGUUCAGGCAAAGGCGAAUACAGUCCUGCUUCUCCAGAUUUUGAUUUGUGUCCCAUCUCGGGAAUUGAAUGGUGAAAUGUGCUCGUAGCUUCCUGCUGCUGCUUUCCAGAUAAGGACUGAUUUCGUGAUAGUCAAAUUUGCAUCAGGUGUUUGCAGUUUCUGUUAUUUGGACGGCUAUGAUCGGAUAUGGAUGAUUAUGUAAGUACAUAGCAUAUGUGUGAAAUCUAGUUUAAGAGCUUUGGAUUUUGGAAUGGGUUGCUGAUAAUUCCAUGCGUUUAACAGCUCCCAUUCCUUGACUUGAAUGUUGCAAUCGGCUUUGCCUAACCCGGUAGAGGAGCAUGUGGGUUAAACAGGAUAGACUGUUUUAUGCAAACAGUCAAAUUGUAUGUACGCCCAGUGCAUAAACAUAGUUCC